Molecule: messenger RNA, 1803 nt
Organism: Diaporthe citri
Lineage: Eukaryota; Fungi; Ascomycota; Sordariomycetes; Diaporthales; Diaporthaceae
Exons: 1
Coding region: 1-1803 (600 amino acids)
Source: RefSeq, a predicted model, not a curated record
AUGGAGCCCACCGACGGCCCCAUGCUCCGCCGCCUGUUCAAGUCGCCUGCCCUCCGCCGCGAUGGCACCUCAGCUUCUGCCUCGUCCACGGCCUCGUCCAGCACGGUCGACUUCUACGGCAGCCAGGUCGAUAACCAGACUGUCAUCAACUACAGCUACACGGACAGGCCCUCGAGGCUGUUGCUGUGGGACAUCUACUAUUUCUUCUACUACAUUUGGGCCCUCCCAUACAUCAUUCUGCCUUGGAAGCCCUUCGACUCAGGGGAUUUGUCCGAGCUCGCGCCCACCUGGGGGAACCUGUGGUGUGUCUUCAUCCACGUCGUCCUGGCCAUCCUCCAGCUGGUCAUGAUAAUCUGCCUCCCGCCCGUGGCUCUCAUCCUUCCGCUGUGGACGACAUUGGCGAUCGUGGCAGUCUUCGUGGGCGUGAACAAGGGUCUUUGCACUCUUAUCAACUCAAAGGAAGUCUUGUUCUACUCAGACCCCGAGUAUGCGGCGCCCGAUCAAAAGAAGUUUGCCCACGAGCAGUGGAUAUUCCUGAACGGGGUAGCCUGUGGCGAGCACUGGCUGAAGAGCUGCCUGAACCGGCUGGCCUUGACCUUCGGCAGGCCUAUCAUUGGGGUUCAUAACAGGACCGAUGGAGUCAUUUUUGAUGUCAUCGAGUGCCUGAUCCAGCGGAACCUUGGCUACGCCACCAACGACGUGCGGGUGUGCUACCGUAUCAUCAAGGAGAAACUGUACAACCCGCAGUACUCCAAGAUCGUCUUCGUACUGCACUCCCAAGGAGGCAUCGAAGGCGGCCUGGUCCUCGACUGGCUGCUGCAGGAGCUGCCCCAGAACCUGCUCGGCAAGCUCGAAGUGUAUACCUUUGGCAACGCUGCGAACCACUUCAACAACCCAUACCGAACCGUGGCGUCCCAAUCCAAGGCGGAAGAGAAUCCCCUGGAGGCAUCACUAGACGUUGUGGCACGCGAUGGCGAAAACGCAGGACCGUCCUCGGAUAAGUCUGGUGUCGAGAAGGCGAAUGGAGGAACCGUGGACCCCGGCCAAUCUCCACGCAACCGCAUCCGCCGGCCGCCUACCCCGAGGUCAUCCCCACCGCCGCCUAUCAGGACAAGCACAGGCGGCCUGGCCCCGAACGGAAGCGCCCACCCGGCCGCUCCCCACGGACUGGCCAAGCAGGAGACGUCGCACUCGAGCCCGGCGACGCAGUCCGAGCGGGCGAUCGGGCACAUCGAGCACUACGCGCAUACGACCGACUUCGUGGCGCUGUGGGGGGUGCUGCACUUCGCGACGUCGGCGACGGCGGACCGGUCGAUGCCGCGCUUCAUCGGGCGGCUGUUCUCGCGCACCGACGGCCGCGGGGGCCACCAGUUUGUCCAGCACUACCUGGACGGGAUGUUCCCUCUUGCGAAGGACGCCGUCACAGGGAAGCUGAUCGGAUGCCGAGAGGUGGGAAACGAGUUCAUGGAGAGCGAGAUCGUCGUCGGGAAGUCGGGCGACGCCGGCGCCAACGAGAGGGAGGCGUUCGCGAGCAGUUACCUCGGGUGCUCGGACGACGAUUCGGACGGGGAGGAUGAGAAGAGGAAGAAGUCUGGGGCGGCGGCCGUGGCGGCUGGGGAGGUCUUGAUGCACAAUGGCGAGAGCCCCAUCGCUCUGAGGAAGAGGCUGGGCCUGCCUACCGAGAAGGUGAAGGUGAAGGAGCUGAGUCGGCUGUGGAAAUAUCGGAAUGGGAGGAGUCCGGUCGAGAAGCCGCCCCUGUUGGGAACCGGCAUGAAUGGGUUUGUGAGGAACGCGACGCUGUGA